This is a messenger RNA of Lodderomyces parapsilosis, 2166 nucleotides long. RefSeq names its product amino acid transporter (gene AGC1). The record is from RefSeq and is a predicted model, not a curated record. Gene Ontology annotation, molecular function: L-glutamate transmembrane transporter activity; L-aspartate transmembrane transporter activity. The transcript has a single exon. Gene Ontology annotation, biological process: malate-aspartate shuttle; aspartate transmembrane transport; L-glutamate transmembrane transport. NCBI's taxonomy places the organism in Eukaryota, Fungi, Ascomycota, Pichiomycetes, Serinales, Debaryomycetaceae. The coding region runs from base 1 to 2166 and encodes 721 amino acids.
AUGUCGACUGAAUUGAAAGCCAAAGAAAUCUUCAAUGAUUUUGCAACUGUUGGUCAGAACCAAGAAAAGGUAUUGACUUUGCCCGAUUUUAUUAAUGUUUUGUCGCCAUUCCAAACUGAUAUCCCCAAGUCAGCUUUCUCCCUUUUGUAUUUAGUUGCUGACACUGAGAAGAAGGGUUUUGUCACCGAGGGUAAUUGGUUGCACUUUAUCAAGACUUUGACGUCAGCUGAUGGUGAAUACAAGUUAUUGUAUGAAUUUUUGUCCUCAAGCGAUAACGUCAAUUCACAAAUCACCUACCAUCAAUGUGUAGAUAUCUUGAACAAGAUUAAUUCAUCAAUUGACCCACUGUAUCAACAAAAAUUGAUCAAGUUGAACUGGAUCUAUUUUCCUAAAUUUUUUGAACCAAAGGGUGAAAUUGGAUUCAAUGAUUUUGUCACUUUGAUCAGCUUCUUACCUGUAACUAAGUUGAUUGGAAAUUUUGAAAUUGCUGCCAGUAAAAACAAGACCAUCUCUGGUGAUGAUUUGGUUAGAAUUUUAACAACUACUUUUAGCCAUAAGUUGUCAGACAAGUUAAAGAAAAAUUUACCAAACAUUACUGGGUUCUUUGACAACCAAAAGGAGUACUCACUAUCCAAUGUCUUAUUCAUCUAUGAUACAUUGAGCAAAGUCGACAUGAUUAACGAAGUUAUUGUAAAUACACCACCAACCACCAAGGACAAGAAUGACAUCAUUAUCAACAAAAAGGACUUGUACAACCACUUGAACGAUCCGUUAUUGAAAUCAGCCAACUUUAGGCAAAUUUCAAAUUUGUCAUUGGAUUUGAUUUAUUACUUGAUCAACCAAGAAAGUGAUGAUAACAUCCCUCGUAAGCAAAUGGUGUCAUUUUUGAAUCCAAACGUUAGUAACAAUGUCAACUCGUUGGCCCCAAUAUUUGAACAUGCGCAAAGUCGUUAUUCAACUCAUGAAUCAAGCGACAAUUUUUCUUUGUGGCCAAUUUACGACUCAUUGUACUCAUUUUUCCUUGGUUCCAUUGCUGGGUGUAUCGGUGCUACCGCCGUUUACCCAAUUGAUUUAGUCAAAACAAGAAUGCAGGCUCAAAAGCACAAGGCCUUGUACGAUAACUCAUUAGACUGUUUUAAGAAAAUUUUGAGAAAGGAAGGUUUCAAAGGAUUGUAUUCCGGUUUAGCUGCUCAAUUGGUUGGUGUUGCUCCAGAAAAGGCUAUUAAAUUGACAGUUAACGAUUUGGUUCGUAAAAUUGGUACCCAAGAAGAUGGAUCAAUCACCAUGAAUUGGGAGAUUUUGGCUGGUAUGUCUGCUGGUGCUUGUCAGGUUAUUUUCACCAAUCCUUUGGAAAUUGUCAAGAUUAGAUUGCAAAUGCAAGGAAACACCAAAAACUUGACCAAGCCAGGUGAAAUCCCAAUUAAGCACAUGAGCGCUAGUCAAAUUGUUAGGCAAUUGGGUCUUAGAGGUUUAUACAAGGGUGCAUCUGCAUGUCUUUUAAGAGAUGUGCCAUUUUCAGCAAUCUAUUUCCCAACUUAUGCCAAUUUGAAAAAAUACAUGUUUGGUUUUGAUCCAUAUGAUAACACAAAGAAGCAGAAAUUAUCAACUUGGCAGUUGUUGGUAUCUGGUGCUUUGGCCGGUGCCCCUGCUGCAUUUUUCACCACUCCUGCCGAUGUGAUAAAGACUAGAUUACAAGUUGUUGGGAAAAAGAAUGAUAUCAAGUACAAAGGUAUUCUUGACUGUGGUGCCUCAAUUUUGAAACAAGAAGGGUUAUCAGCAUUCUUCAAGGGAUCGUUGGCUAGAGUGUUUAGAUCGUCGCCACAGUUUGGUUUUACUUUAGCCUCUUAUGAGUUAUUGCAAAGAUGGUUCCCAUUAACGCCACCAAUCACGAGGGAAUCCAACUUUAAGGCAAUUAGUGGUUAUCCAGGUGUUUACAACUUGACCAACGACCAAGUUUACAACUCACAAGAAAAAGGUGAUAGAUUAAUUUAUCUCAACAAGUCAGUCAUUGACCCAAAUGUUAGUAAAGAACAAGACACAUUGAUCAAGUUGCCUGCUGAUUACACAUACAAAUCAUAUGAUGCUAUGACCUUGUUUAUGGAUAUUGAUUACAAAUUCGGAAAGUUCGAUUAUAACUCCUAUUUGAACUAUAUUCAAAAGAAGUAA